Messenger RNA from Ochlerotatus camptorhynchus, 1812 nucleotides. Its product is annotated as serine protease grass-like. Gene Ontology annotation, molecular function: serine-type endopeptidase activity. The transcript has 4 exons. Gene Ontology annotation, biological process: proteolysis. NCBI's taxonomy places the organism in Eukaryota, Metazoa, Arthropoda, Insecta, Diptera, Culicidae. The coding region runs from base 188 to 1345 and encodes 385 amino acids. The record is from RefSeq and is a predicted model, not a curated record.
ACGCAAGAAAGAGCUUGACGACGAUCGUGCCAACGAUCGCGUAUCAGUUCUUCGAGUGGUGUUCAAGUGAUCGGUCGCAAAUAUCUGUACCGCGACGCGUGAGUGAGGUGCAACUAGUUGGAAACUUGAAGAAAUUGUCACCCGUUUGGAACUGGUCAUCCGUGUGUAGUGCAGCUAGGAACUGAAAAUGACGGCUGGACCAUUUUCUCAAAUCCUGAUCUGUUCGAUACUGAUCUUGAGCCUCUACCGGGAAGGAGUGAAAGCUCUAUUGACCCACUCAACAGAAAGUGCCCCAUGUACAACUCCAACCAAACACCCCGGUUCGUGCGUCUCGAUCGAACGGUGCCGAAACAUCUACACCAUAGUUAGCAAUCCAACUCCACCGUCUACGGGCAUUGCUAACUCCUUAAAAAGGGCUGCCUGCACGCUACCGGGAGUGACGCGUAGUAUUUGCUGUCAACCGGCAGAAGUUAUCCCGGAGCCGCCUACAACAACGGCCAGCCCUGCUUCAGGCGCAAACUUUAAUCUACUACCCAGAGACUGUGGCCGAAUAGUCACCGAUAGAAUUUCCCAUGGAAACGUUACCCAAGUGUUUAGCUACCCCUGGAUGGCUGUUCUACGGUACGAUUACAAUGGUACAAUCAUAGGUGAAUGUAGUGGAUCGCUGAUCAACAAGCGGUACAUCUUGACGGCUGCACAUUGUCUCAACAUGGAAAUACAUAGCGUCGUACUCGGAGAACAUACCAAGGGCCAAGACAUUGAUUGCAACAUUUAUCAUGAUAUCAAAGGUGAAGAAAUCGAAAGGGACUGCGCUGGACCGAUUGAGGAGUUCGGGAUUGAAUCGUUCGACGUUCACCAGGAUUACAAUCGACCGAUAUACAGCAACGACAUUGGAUUGAUUCGACUGGAUAAAGAUGUUACUAUGAACGAUCACAUAAAACCAAUAUGUUUACCCGUUACGGCGGAUCUACAAAAAAAAGUGUUUGAAAACUAUGUUGUUACUGGUUGGGGAACCACAGAAGCUCAAAAGGAAUCCAAUAUUUUGCUGGAGGCAGUUUUACCCUAUGUGGACAUAUCCGAGUGUCGCCUGAAAUUGAAAGAAAACCAAAUAUACGUUCGGCUUAGCGAUAAUCAAAUGUGCGCUGGGGGUAAGAAUAAGGUCGAUUCCUGUAAGGGUGACUCUGGCGGACCACUUGGAUUCAGUGCCAAUUAUAACGGUGCCCGAUUCGUACAGUUCGGAAUCGUUUCCUUCGGAGUUAAAGACUGUGGGCAAAAGAGCGUACCCGGUGUAUACUGUCGGGUGGCAGCCUAUAUGGAUUGGAUAGCGGAACACAUUAAACCCUAAUUUUGUAGUGAUUAUGACAGUCUGCACUUGUGUUUAAAAAACACUUUCGGUAGUUAGUAAAAUCAGGUCUCGAGAAAACCAGAUAUAAAAUUUCACCGGAAUUAAUGCGGGUUUUAUUGCUGAAAGAAAGUUCAUAGCCUACUGCUGUAUUUACUUAGAGCAGCCGUACCAGUCGUUGCCAUUUGCGGCACUAUUUUUCUUACGCACAGCGUUUCCAUUUUGGCUUAAUCACUCCUCUCCAUACCGGUCGUUGCUAUCAGAGUCAUAAUUUAAGUUACCGUUUUCCACACCGGCAAAACAAACUUUUGGCGUUUAUUCAAAAUAGCAGCCGUCUGAUGCGUUGCUACCGGGUUGCUAAAUUUAUGAACUCAUUACUUCCCAAGGUGCGGAUUGCUAUUUCCCCAACCUGAAUAGCAACCCCCGGUACGCAAGUAGCGUUAUGGUAGAGGUUGGUAAAUGUGCCUUAU